Messenger RNA from Darwinula stevensoni, 450 nucleotides. The record is from the annotation of a GenBank genome assembly. Lineage: Eukaryota; Metazoa; Arthropoda; Ostracoda; Podocopida; Darwinulidae.
AUGCUUUAUGACAAAGUCUGGGUUGAGAAAUACCCCGCACCCAAAGAUGCGAAGGUCACCUUCAUUUGUGGGAACCCUCAAGGAUUCACUGAUGGCUCCAAGGAACACUCCGCCGCUUGUGCUGUGAAGGAUCCUGACGUCUGGUGGACCUCUUCGGAUUUUCAGCAUAUCCGCUGCGAAUCACCAGUGAGGGAUAUUUACUAUAAAUUGAACACGUACCGAGCAUCAGUGGCUCGAGUUGAAGUGACCGGAUGCAAGGAUUGCGACGGUAAACUACUGCCAACGGCUCUCAACAUGAACGAACUGUUCGAUCGAGGUCGGUUAGUUGUGAUGAUGGAUGAGGAUGGGCCAAAUGACGUCUUUGCGGACUGUGUACCGGCAUGCAGGGACUGCGGUCUAGACGACCUGUCUGACAACCCGUCCCCAACCACCAGUACCUUCUGCGAACAC